CAUAACAAUAUACUUUAAAACAGUCGGUUCAUCGAUUUUCUGUCAACAUUUUAGGUCUGGCUGCUUCCUGGGCUGCCAAUUCCUACUUCUCGACCUCUCUGUUGCUUUGCUAUUCUGCAUAUUCACGUAGCCGACAAUUGGGGCACAUACAUACCCAUACAGAUAAAACCUAGUGAAGGAACUUGAGAACCACCAUCAUCGGGCUUCAAUGGGGAAAAGCGAUAAAUCGGCUUUGGGAAGAGCCCUAGUCAAGCAUCACAACCAUAUGAUCCAAGAAUCCAAGGAAAAGGGUCAGGUUUAUUACAAACAACACAAGAAGGUUCUUGAAUCCAUCACCGACGUCAACGAUAUCGACGCUGUAAUCCAACAAGCGGAUGAAGCCGUGCGUCUCUUCUCCGCCGACAACCCCACCGCCGUGAAUACCCUUAUUGAUUUAGAGUCAAGUUCUAGCACCAGUGAGAUAUUGACUACCGAGCAAAGGAGAAAGCUUCAAAUAAAAGAGGAGGCAUUGCAUGCGAGCAGUCUUAGCGUUCCACGGAGGCCAGCAUGGAAUGCCAAAAUGUCUGUUGAAGAGCUUGAUGCCAAUGAAAGGCGUGCCUUUUUAGUUUGGCGGCGUAGCCUUGCAAGGCUUGAGGAAAAUGAUAGUCUUGUUCUUACACCAUUUGAGAAGAAUCUUGAUAUAUGGAGACAACUUUGGAGGGUUGUUGAACGUAGUGAUCUGCUUGUCAUGGUUGUAGAUGCGCGAGAUCCACUGUUCUAUCGUUGUCCCGACCUAGAGGCAUAUGCAAGAGAAAUAGAUGAGCAUAAAAGGACGCUACUUCUCAUCAACAAGGCCGAUCUUUUACCAAAUCCCGUGAGACAAAAAUGGGCUGAAUACUUGAAGCUCCACGACAUUCUGUACGUGUUUUGGUCGGCCAAAGUUGCAACUGCGGAAUUAGAAGGGAAAAAAGCAGCUGUUCCUGUUUCUUCUUCUUCUUCAGAUACAGAUACAGAUACGAAACUAUACUCGAGGGAUGAGUUAUUGUCCCGUUUACAGUCAGAGGCAGAGGAAAUAGUGGAAAUGAGGACGGGGACCACGGAACAUGUAACAGUGGGAUUUGUAGGUUACCCGAAUGUAGGAAAAAGCUCAACAAUCAACGCUUUGGUAGGGGCAAAACGGACGGGUGUAACUUCUACCCCCGGGAAAACCAAGCAUUUUCAAACCUUAAUAAUCACUGAAAAACUUACGUUAUGUGAUUGCCCCGGGUUAGUGUUCCCGUCGUUUACAAGCUUGAGAUACGAGAUGAUUGCAUCCGGAGUUUUACCCAUUCACCGGAUGACGGAGCACCGGGAAGCGGUACAGGUGGUGGCUGAUCGAGUUCCCAGACAUGUCAUCCAGGCUGUGUAUAAUAUUACCCUCCCGAAACCUAAGCCCUACGAGCCAGAAAACCGCCCACCAUUGGCCGCUGAGCUUUUGAGGUCAUAUUGUGCCUCUCGUGGCUAUGUGGCUUCCAGUGGUUUACCUGAUGAAACCAAAGCUGCUCGCCAGAUUUUGAAGGAUUAUAUCGACGGAAAACUACCCCAUUAUCAACUGCCGCCAGGGGAGGAGGAGGAGGAGAAGGAGAAGGUAGAGAAGGUGGAUGAGAGAUCCGAAAGUGGUGGUGGUGAAGGGAGGCUGGAAGAGGUUAUGGAUGAUCUUGAGACCUUUGAUAUGACUAAUGGGUUGAGUAAAGGGGUAGUACCUGGUGCAAGGAAGAAGCUACUGCCUCCUGCCGCCUCUGCCUCUCAUAAACAUCAGCAUCAUAAAAAGCCUCAGAGAAAGAAGGAUAGAGGGUGGAGAGUUAAGGAUGAUGGGACUGAUGGGACGCCGGUAGUCAGGGUGUAUCAGAAACCCGUCAACGCUGGACCUGGACCUGGACCUGGACCUGUCAUGGCUACUUAAUAAACUAACUUGAGUCUAGCCUUUAAGGAAAUUAAUUGGAUAAUGUUUCUUGUGUUUCUAGUCUCUUAUGAUAUUUACAAAAAUAUCGACGACUAUUCUAUCAUGGAUCUUGCAUGUUUUUAUUUGGGUCAAUUAAAUAUAUACUUCUUUAGUUUAUAAUACAAUAGACAAGC
Molecule: messenger RNA, 2094 nt
Organism: Lactuca virosa
Lineage: Eukaryota; Viridiplantae; Streptophyta; Magnoliopsida; Asterales; Asteraceae
Source: the annotation of a GenBank genome assembly